Molecule: messenger RNA, 1334 nt
Organism: Cimex lectularius (bed bug)
Lineage: Eukaryota; Metazoa; Arthropoda; Insecta; Hemiptera; Cimicidae
Exons: 4
Coding region: 122-1195 (357 amino acids)
Cellular component (GO): extracellular matrix
Source: RefSeq, a predicted model, not a curated record
AAGAACGGCAAUCCGGUUGCUGAACUUCGUGUUUCAAGUUCGAAGGAGAGAAAACCUGGGGGGACAAGUAGCAGGGCUGACCCGCUCUUCUCAGUCACUGCCCACAUCACGUCCCGUUACCAUGCUCCACACUAAGGUUAUAGUCAUCGUGCUACUUGCCGCAGUCUUCGUGGACGGAACUGCAGUUGAUAAGUUACUUCAACUUCACAGGGUCAUGAAGCUUGAACCCAAGUUUGAGAAAGCGAUCACAAAAAACUUGACUAAAAGUACGGAGCAGAAAAGACACGUGAGAGGAGAACAGCAAAGCUUAUAUUUUCACCCAGUUCCUACCGGCAAUCAUGAACUAGUUCAGCCGAAUCAGCAGCAAGUUUACAUUCAAGAAAACCCAACAGAUCAGUCACAGUAUCAAAUAAAUCAUCAGUCGGAUCAUCCGCAGUACUUUGCUACUACAACUCCUGAUCAUGGAACUCAUCAAAACUUAGAUGCCGUGCAGUAUUAUCCUGUUACACAUCAAAACGUCGAAAGCGGAAAACAGGGCUUAUUCAACCAGCAAGACAACUACAGAGUACCGGUUGUUUUCCGAUUUCAGCCCAAUUAUGAGCACUACCUGCAGAACGUGCAAUACGAAGCUGAUCAAUUGCAAGAUACAGAAAAUAAAAACGAGCUUGGCGAUCCCCAAAGAAAGUAUGUUCAGAAUUUAUACGAUCAUUCAAGCGCACAUCCUGCAGAAACCGUAAAAUACACUCCAUUGCAUUUGCUUGUAAACAAUUUGGUUGAACCAGGGAAAACAACCAUACAAGGUGGAUCGUUCGAAUUCGGGAAACAGCCUAUCAUGCCUGUAUAUCAUUAUCUUCCUGUUCCAAAGGGUACAUUUCCAGAUACUUCGGCGGUAGAACUCAAAGACGAAAGAAUUAAAGAAACCAGACCGUCCAUUGCGGAAUCUCCUGAAACCCCCGAUGAAAAUGAAUACCCGAACAACGAAAAUCAUGACUACAGUAUGUACGAUUUCGGCUACAGAGUCACAGACAACGAAAAAGGGGUAGAAAUGGGAAAAGUUGAAUCCAAAUUGAACGGUUUGACCAAGGGCAACUACCACGUCCUUUUGCCCGAUGGUAGGCUCCAAAUCGUCAAAUAUUGGUCAGAUCACACAGGCUAUCACACGGAUAUAUCAUAUCGUUCCAAAUUGUCAAGUUGAAUUCGCGAAUAUAAAAUAUUCCGUUCUGUAAACCGUCGAAGUCAAAAAUGGAGCUACCACGUUGAUAAACGAUAAUAAAUUCACUUUAUUGCUUCAAUCUAUAGCAUGUAGCAAGCUGUGUAAAUAUUUAAUAUUUGUA